UCGUUUCGUGACAGAGAGUUUCAACAACGUUUGUAAACAAUUUUGGGUUUUCUGCAUAAUCAGUCGUAUAAAGAUGCAAACGAAGGCAAUUCUCGAACGACUUCGGCAGUUUGACGCCUAUCCAAAAACUUUGGAGGAUUUCCGAAUUAAAACAUUCGGAGGGGCAGCAAUUACCAUAGUCAGUGGCCUCCUGAUGUUUGUUCUGUUUUUGUCGGAACUGAACUACUACCUGACCAAGGAUGUUCAACCGGAGUUAUUUGUGGAUAUAUCUCGGGGACAAAUCAAAAUGAAAAUCAACUUGAAUGUGACCUUCCAUAAAAUGCCCUGUGCUUAUUUGAGCAUUGACGCAAUGGACAUUUCGGGAGAAAACCAGAUAGACGUGGCACACAACUUAUUUAAACAGCGGCUAAACGAGAGAGGGGGACUGGUCGAAGAUAUGCCAGAGAAACAUGAAGAGCUUGGUGAUAAAUCAGAGGAAUUAGCAGAGGGUGUGAAGAAAGAGCUGGAUCCUAACAGAUGUGAGAGUUGUUACGGGGCUGAGACUGAUGAUGGAAAAUGCUGUAACACAUGUGAAGAAGUACGUGACCAGUAUCGUAAGAAAGGCUGGGCCUUUAAAGCUAACGAGAACAUCAUACAGUGUGAGCGCGAGGGCUGGGUGGACAAACUGCAGAAACAGAAGAACGAGGGCUGUAAUGUGUUUGGCUACAUUGAGGUGAAUAAGGUUGGUGGCAACUUCCACAUGGCUCCAGGGAAGAGUUUCCAGCAAAGUCACGUCCAUGUUCAUGAUCUGCAAGCAUUAGGCGGGGAAAAGUUUAAUACCAGCCACACCAUAUAUCACAUGUCGUUUGGAGAAGAAUAUCCCGGCAUUGUCAACCCAUUGGAUGGUCUUGAACAAAUAGAUGACAAUAAACAGACAAUGUUUCAGUACUUCAUCAAAGUCGUUCCCACAACGUAUACAGAUGACGGAGGAAAGACUGUCUUUUCGAACCAGUUCUCAGCAACUAAACAUUCCAAGGUGAUCGGCGCGAUGGGCGAGUCCGGUCUGCCUGGGCUGUUCGUCACGUACGAGUUAUCGCCCAUGAUGGUCAAAUACACGGAAAAGAGAAGGUCCUUCAUGCAUUUUUUGACGGGAGUAUGUGCAAUUAUAGGAGGAGUUUUCACGGUUGCGGGUUUGCUAGAUUCAGUGGUAUACCACUCUCACCGAGCCUUGCAGAAGAAAAUGGAUUUGGGAAAGGCCACAUGAUAGUUGUUCUUAAACUGUUAUUUAUUGCAAAAAAUCCUAGGAGCGGUUUUUACUUAGGAGAGAUUUUGAACUGCACCAUACUACUGUUGAAAAUAUCUCCUUUGUACAUCUAAGACGGUUCAAGUUAAUGAAAUGGCCCUCUUGGUUUAAGCCCGUCUGUUUUAAAAUAAUUUCAUGUAUUUUUUAUAGAUUUGGUGUCGUGUCGUCGUCGUUCAAACAUUUCACCAUGGUCUAAUCACCUCAAAAUCGUUCAAAAUAUUCUCAUGAAACUUUGUAUACAUGUUUCUAGUAACAAUACGCACAGUUACAUGUAGCAAAUUUCAUGUCUUUAGCUUUUUGAAAUUUGGUACAAAUAAUGGGAGGGCUAAUACGCAGUUGUGCAACCAGGCCCAUAACUUUGGCUUUAAAAUAAUCAUUUUAGGUCCCUUAAAGCUGCACUCUCACAGUUUGACCGUUUUGACAACUUCUUUAUUUUUUAUCUUGGAAUGAGUCUUUCAAUUCUGCGUAAAUGUCUUGACACUAGUGAUAUAAUACUGCUUACAAAAGAUAAUGUCCAAGUUUUAUAGCUAAAAGUGUUACUUAUGCUUUAAGAAAAAAGAGCUUUUCGGCAGUUUUCCAAACAGUUGAUAUCUAUUAUAUUGUGAGUUAUCUCAUAUUACUGAAUUGAAGGCAUUGAUACCAAAACUCAGUUGAUUCUGAAACAUGAAUUAAAAGAAAAGUCAAAAUCUGUGAGAGUGCCGCUGUAACCGUCUUAGAAAAACAGACGAGCGUUGUCACCUACUUUAGUAGCACUUAUUUCUAUGCGUCCGAGCUGGAAUUCAUACACAUACACAAUAAUAACUGAUUAAAUUGUAAGACUCUUGGGUAGAUAGUUGAUGCAUGUGUGAGUAGUUUGUACGGUUGGUGUCCGUUAGACCUUGGCCUUUAAAGCCGCACUCUCACAGAUUGAAUGUUUUGACAACUUUUUUUAUUUUUUUGUCUUGGAACGAGCAAUUUUUUUGCGUAAAUAUCUGCAAACUAGUGAUACAAGACUGCUGACAUAAUAUCAGUUCGCAGCUUUUCAUACUUCCAUCCCAUAAUUGAUGUUUUAUGCAUUUUUCUUAAACCGUUAAUAACAGUUUAAGCCAUAAAACAUUAAAUUUGUAAUGGAAAUAUGAAAAUCUGCGAUCUGAUCUUUUGUCAGCAGUCUUUCAUCACUGGUAAGCAGGUAUUUACGCAAAAAAACUUAUUCCAAGACACAAAAAUAAAAAGUUGGAAAAACGGUAAAUCUGUUAGAGUGCUGCACUCUCUUUUUAAAACAGGUCUCAGUUAAAAGUUUGGGUAUUGGGAUUGUCUUUUUUGUUUCCAUUAUUUCAUUGAUGGAUAUUUGAUGUUUAUGAUUUAGUUGUUCACUAUAACAUAUUUAAUCAGACUCAACUGUGUUCGGGUCCAAGUUUAUAUAUAUCUUUUUGUUUCUCUAUUUUAUAUGAUAGUAUUUCUUGUGAAAUACGUUUGUGCAACUUGAGCUAUUCAAAGUGGAUCAUUUUAUGAAUACAUGUAUUUCAUUUUGUUUUGACAAUGACAACAAGUAUUGUCAGAAUGCCAAUGUAUUGGAUACAAUAUUUUAUAAUGGACAAAACAGAACUUGGUGUUAGAAGUUAUAUAUUUAUAUAUUUACCAUAAACAUGCAUAUAAACUAACACUAGUAGUAAUGCAAUCCUCUAACCAAGUGAUCGGACUCCAGUGGAAAUCCAGUAGUUGUAUUAAUAUGUUAUGCAUAUUUGUUAACUUAACAGUUUGAAAUAAAAGAUGGAAAACUCAAUAAUGAAUUUACAUAUUAAAUUAGGACUUAUCUGUUCAAAGUCAAGGCGGAAAUGUAGGCUCAAACCCAUUCUCUGUUUUUAGCUCUACAUGUCAAUUGCUUGUGAACGCGACACAGUCUUCAGUUUUGAUACAAA
Messenger RNA from Mya arenaria, 3180 nucleotides. Its product is annotated as endoplasmic reticulum-Golgi intermediate compartment protein 3-like. Gene Ontology annotation, cellular component: endoplasmic reticulum membrane; COPII-coated ER to Golgi transport vesicle; endoplasmic reticulum. The coding region runs from base 74 to 1243 and encodes 389 amino acids. Gene Ontology annotation, biological process: retrograde vesicle-mediated transport, Golgi to endoplasmic reticulum; endoplasmic reticulum to Golgi vesicle-mediated transport. The record is from RefSeq and is a predicted model, not a curated record. Lineage: Eukaryota; Metazoa; Mollusca; Bivalvia; Myida; Myidae. The transcript has 13 exons.